Molecule: messenger RNA, 1548 nt
Organism: Stylonychia lemnae
Lineage: Eukaryota; Ciliophora; Spirotrichea; Sporadotrichida; Oxytrichidae
Source: the annotation of a GenBank genome assembly
AUGCAAAAGAAUUUCAUCUCAUCAGCAUAGUCUAACAAUGAUUCUGGCAAGGAAAGUUCAGUUGAAAAUAAAUAAGCUAAAAAUGACAGAAAUAAUAUCAAUUAGAGAAAAUUACCCAAAUUUGAUACAUCGAAGCACUCUAAAACAUCCUUAGGCAAGCGAGAUAGAGAAGAGGAGAAAUAAAAGAAUAAGAAUUAAAAGCCCAAAAGUAUGAAUAAGAAUGAAAAAGAGUAAAACAAUAAGCUGCUCUCUUUUCCUGAAAGACAGAGAGAUUUUGGAACUUUUUCAAAUAAUGAGUUCAGUUCAAUUGAAAUGGGUGAUAUCAGCGACUUAGGCUCAGUUAUGAAAAAUUUCUCAAAACAAGGGAAGGUAAAAAAAGAAAGCAAUUUAGAAAUUAUUUCAAUAAGCUCUAUGUGCGAAAGCGCUAGUAAAAAAAAUAGGAGAGAAUUGAAGCAAAAAUAAAAAGAACAAAAGGGGAAACCAUAAAAAAGAUCAAAUACAACCCUUAAGAAAAGGGAUGAUCAAGAUUCAUCUUAAGAAGAAUUGCUUCCUAUCACUGAGUAAGAAAUGAGGAUGGGACUAUUCCAUAUGAAAUAAAAGAAGCUUAAAUUUAUCCAUUUGAAUCGAAAUAUGCCAGCUUAUCUUAAACAAGAGGAAUUCUUCUAGGAGUCUUAGAAUAUCUAGAAAAUCAAUAAUUUGCUAUCAAUUCUAAAUAUAGAACUUGAAAAUGAAAAGACAGGCUAAAUGGAACUUAGACAUAUAAUGUUUGGAUUGAAAAACAGAAAGUUUAACCAAGUAUACGAAUUCCAGAGGGAUGAAAACAAUGAAAUACUAAUCUAUGAAAAUCCCAAAGGCAAAUAUUUGAAUUUUUCAGCAAUGGUAGUUUAUUAAAACUAGUUGAUCAUUACUGGAGGUAGUGGUGAUAUUUCCGAUUAACCUUAAGAGUAAACUUACAGAUACUUUUUAUAAAUUGAUCCUGAAAAUGAUUAAGUUCAUAUGGAUCGUGAUGAAAAUUUCCCUCCUCUAAAUAUCAAAAGAUCGGAUCAUAAUGCUUUUGUGUAUAGACAUUACUUGUUCAUUAUUUUUGGAAGUCAAGAAGAUAUUGAGUACUUAGAUCUUAAUGAGGCAGAACCAGCAUUUAGAGUAUUGAAAUUUGAAAAUCAGUAUAACUUAAUGAGACCUAUGAUUUUCAUACAUAAAGAUAUUAAUGAGAGAGAAAGGAUUUAUAUAUUUGGAGGUAGCGCAUUGAGAAAAAAUAAAGUAAACAAGCUGUAUGAACUUGAGAUUAAAUUCUAGAUGCAAGGAAAUGACUUAAAUAAUUUGGAAGAGCCAUCAGCAGCUGCUUUAAUUGAGCAUAACUUUGACGAAGGAUCUUAUGGAUCUUCUCAGUUUUAUUAGAAUCUACCAAAUUAGUAUUACUAUGAAGAUUAAAAAAUUUGGAUGUUCCUUGAUGAUUAAGGGCAACUAUACAGUUUUGAUCUUGAAAAUAAAAAACAUAAAGCUAUUGAUGUAAAGUUAAUUAAAAAAUAGAGUGAAAACAGAGACUGA